Molecule: messenger RNA, 1487 nt
Organism: Spea bombifrons (plains spadefoot toad)
Lineage: Eukaryota; Metazoa; Chordata; Amphibia; Anura; Pelobatidae
Gene: REXO4
Product: REX4 homolog, 3'-5' exonuclease
Exons: 9
Coding region: 222-1487 (421 amino acids)
Biological process (GO): DNA catabolic process; rRNA processing
Cellular component (GO): nucleus
Molecular function (GO): nucleic acid binding; 3'-5' exonuclease activity
Source: RefSeq, a predicted model, not a curated record
UUCGGCUGUUGUUUCCGUGAGGUUGGCUUUAGAAGCCGGCUUCCGGUUCCUUACAUGCUGGUUAGAAGGCAUGGGACGUGUUACUGUGUGAACAGGGCUAUUUUACUGUGUAUGGGAGAGAUCACUGGGGAUGUUACAUAGAGUUGUCUAAUUGCGAGAGUUCAAGUUAGAGAUUUACAGACGGUAAUCGCCGGUCCCGAUUCUCCGAUGAAAGACUGACGAUGGCAAAAAUCCAACUAAAGAAUGAAAAGCCGUCUUCAGAUGCAAAAGAGACAAAAAUUGCAUCAAAGGUGACCACGAAACAGAAAAAGAAGAAGUUCUGGCCAAACCAACCCAAAAAAGUGACCAAGAAAAAUGAUGAUAAGAAAGUUAUUCCUGUGUUACCCCCCAAAAAUCCCCAGGAGUUUUCACAUAACUGGAAAGCUCUGCAAGAGUUGCUCAAACCAGAGAAACCGAGUCCAGCUGAUCCUUCGGCUUCUACAGAUGUACCUAAAAAAGAGCAAAAAGCCACCAAUAAGAAACAUGAUGGGCCUGAAACCCCAGCAGUCACCCCUAAAGUCAAUGGACGUUUGAAAAGUGCUCCAUCCGCAGCUAAGGGGGAUAAAACCAGUACAAAAACACAUCCUUCUGCCUCGGAAGCCAAUAAAAAAGGGGAGAAAAAGAGCAAGAAAAGGAAAAUUGAGGAGGGGGUAGAAAGGAGCAUUAAGCAGAAAAAAAUCAAGACCGAAGAUAAAAAGAAGUCUGACAAGGGAAACGUGGUAGAAGCUCCAAAGAUUGACAUCUGGUUCGAUGACGUGGAUCCCGAAGAUAUCGAGGCAGCCAUGGGGCCCGAAGCUGGAGAGAUCGCCCGUAAGAUGCAAGGCGUCCCCGAGAAACACUCGGAUUCCACGGAUACGGUUCUAGUGAAGGGUCGGGCGUUUGAUGGGCUAACGAGGACUGUGGCCAUAGACUGUGAGAUGGUCGGCGUGGGCCCAGAAGGAGAAGAUAGCAUCUUAGCUCGGGUGUCCAUUGUCAAUCAGUUUGGGAAAUGCGUGUACGAUAAACAUGUCAAGCCAACAGAACGAGUGACGGACUACAGGACGGCCGUGAGCGGCAUCCGGCCUCAGGACAUCAAGAACGGAGAAGACUUCAAAGUAGUUCAGAAAGAGGUGUCUGAUAUCCUGAAAGGACGUAUUUUGGUUGGACAUGCUUUGCACAAUGAUCUCAAGAUUCUCCUUUUGGACCAUCCGAAAAAGGCCAUCAGAGACACGCAAAAAUACAAGCCCUUCAGGCAAAGAGUGAAGAGCGGGCGCCCAUCUCUCAAAUUGCUUUGUGAGAACAUCCUGAAUGUGAGGGUGCAGACCAAGGAGCACUGCUCGAUCCAAGAUGCCCAGGCCGCCAUGAGGUUAUACACGAUGGAGAAGAAGAAUUGGGAAGCUCAAAUUAAAGCAAAGUACUUGCGGGUGAAGCCGGGCCACCAGAAAGAUAAACCCACGCCUUCUGGUUGA